GCGCUGCGGGCCGUUGGGAGGGCCGGCGCCAUCUUGGGCCCUGUGCGAGCCGGGAGCCGAGCGGCGGCGGCGGGAGGAAGCGGCGGGCCCUAGCGGCGAGUACUGCGUGGGGGGCUUUGCCCCGCCGGCCGCCCGCGGCAAGGAAGGCGGGGCUCGGCGGCUCGCCAUGGACAGCGAGUACUACGGCGGGGAGCAGUCAGAUGAUGGCGGAGCUACUCCAGUGCAAGACGAACGAGAUUCAGGAUCUGAUGUUGAAGAUGAAGUAAAUGAGCAGCAGUCUGGAUCAGAGAAUGGAAGUGUAGUAGGACACCCUUCAGAGAAUGAACACAGUGAUGGAGAAGAUGAUGGGCAAAUAGUAGAGGCACAUGAGACAGACUCUGAAAAUGAAGAUAUCCCAAGGCAAAAAGACAGUGACUCAGAUAAUGAGGAGCCUCCAAAUCACAAUGUGAGUGAUUCAGACAAUGAAGCAGCUCAUGAAGGCAAAGACAGUGAUUCUGAUACUGAGGACCGUCCAAAUCGGCCUUUAAGUGACUCUGAAAAUGAAGAUGCUUUAAAUCAUCGAGCGAGUGACUCUGAAAAUGGAGAACCUCCCAGAGAUCACAGUAGUGAUUUUGAAAAUGAGGAAUCACACAAGCAGCCAGCCAGCGACUCGGAAAGUGAAUUGAUCCAGAAGCAGCCAGCCAGUGACUCUGAGAGUGAGGAACUCCACAAGCAGCCAGCCAGUGACUCAGAGAGCGAGGAGGUUUCCAGACACAAACAAGCAAUAGAGUCUGAGGAGAGUGAUGGGGAGGACAAGAAGGAGGAGGUGCAGAAUGAUUCUCAUCACUCAGAUACUGAUCACGUAAAGGAAGGAUUUCAGGGCUCUGACAGUGAAGAGGAAGCUCCUAAGAGAAGGAAAAUAUCAGACAGUGAUGAAGAAGAGAAAGAGGAGGAGAAAACAGUAAAGAGGAAAACAGCUAUCCUUUCUGACAGUGAGGAUGACAACGAGAAAACACCAGCUGCAAAAAAAGUACGAAUCCUUUCUGAUGUGGAAGAAUCAGAUAGUGAUGCACCUUCGGAGAAAUCUGGCAACAGGAAGAAAAGUAUUGUGUCAGAUAGCGAGGAAGAAGAAGAAGAAAGAAAAGAGAAUGAUGGGAAGAAAAAAGAAGAGAAAGAUCUGUUUGGCAGUGACAGUGAAUCUGGAAAUGAACAAGAAAACCUGAUUGCAGAUAUAUUUGGAGAGUCUGGUGAUGAGGAGGAAGAGGAAUUUACGGGUUUUAAUCAGGAAGAUUUGGAGGAAGAGAAAGGUGACACAGACAUGAAGGAGACAGCAGAUGAAUCUGACUCUGAUGAUAACAUCAAAAGAGGGAAGCAUAUGGACUUCAUGUCAGAUUUUGACAUGAUGUUGCAAAGAAAGAAGAGUAUGAGCGGCAAGCGCAGACGAAAUCGAGAUGGUGGAACUUUCAUUAGUGAUGCAGAUGAUGUGGUCAGUGCUAUGAUCGUGAAGAUGAAUGAGGCUGCUGAGGAGGAUCGACAACUGAAUACACAAAAGAAACCGGCACUAAAGAAAUUAACUCUGCUACCAACUGUAGUUAUGCAUCUUAAAAAGCAGGACCUCAAAGAAACUUUCAUUGACAGCGGUGUUAUGUCUGCCAUCAAAGAGUGGCUUUCCCCUCUUCCAGACCGAAGUCUGCCAGCACUAAAGAUAAGAGAGGAGCUUCUGAAGAUCUUGCAAGAGCUGCCCAGUGUGAGCCAAGAGACCCUGAAGCACAGUGGCAUUGGACGAGCUGUAAUGUACCUCUACAAACACCCCAAAGAGUCAAGACCUAACAAGGAUAUGGCAGGGAAGCUGAUCAACGAGUGGUCUCGACCCAUCUUUGGCCUGACAUCAAACUAUAAAGGCAUGACAAGGGAAGAAAGGGAGCAGAGAGAUUUGGAACAGAUGCCUCAACGAAGGAGAUUGAGCAGCUCUGGUGGUCAGACUCCUCGCAGGGACCUGGAGAAAGUGUUAACUGGAGAGGAAAAGGCUCUUAGACCCGGAGACCCUGGGUUCUGUGCCCGUGCAAGGGUGCCAAUGCCCUCCAACAAAGACUAUGUGGUCAGGCCCAAGUGGAAUGUGGAGAUGGAGUCCUCCAGGUUCCAGGGGACCUCUAAGAAAGGGGUGAGUCGGCUGGACAAACAGAUGCGGAAAUUCACAGAUAUCAGGAAAAAAAGCAGAUCGGCCCAUGCAGUGAAAAUCAGCAUUGAGGGCAAUAAGAUGCCGUUGUGACCCUUCCCAGCAUACCCCAUGAGCUCUGCUGUAAGACAGUGCACCCAUGGACUCUUUGGAGACCUUGACAUUUUUUAACAGCUUCUUUGGGUUGAUUUUGGUUUUUUUUUUUUCAGUGAGUCUUUGAAUUGUUGGUUCAGGAUCUGGUGUAAGAUGUUGUCCGAGGACUGUGAAUAUGGGGACUUCUUUUUCUUGCUUGUAUUUAAACUUGCUUUAUUGUGUCCUUUGUACAGAUCAUGUAUUUGUUGUAUUGCAACACUUUAGACAAUAAAACAUCUUCUGUUUU
Molecule: messenger RNA, 2534 nt
Organism: Pogoniulus pusillus (Red-fronted tinkerbird)
Lineage: Eukaryota; Metazoa; Chordata; Aves; Piciformes; Lybiidae
Gene: IWS1
Product: interacts with SUPT6H, CTD assembly factor 1
Exons: 14
Coding region: 167-2248 (693 amino acids)
Biological process (GO): poly(A)+ mRNA export from nucleus
Cellular component (GO): nucleus
Source: RefSeq, a predicted model, not a curated record